Molecule: messenger RNA, 12294 nt
Organism: Strongylocentrotus purpuratus (purple sea urchin)
Lineage: Eukaryota; Metazoa; Echinodermata; Echinoidea; Camarodonta; Strongylocentrotidae
Product: serine/arginine repetitive matrix protein 1
Exons: 5
Coding region: 1483-3969 (828 amino acids)
Biological process (GO): signaling
Cellular component (GO): postsynaptic specialization; glutamatergic synapse
Molecular function (GO): molecular adaptor activity
Source: RefSeq, a predicted model, not a curated record
ACUUAAAGAAUCAUACCUGAAUGAAUAAUCUUGCCCAUGGUCAGAGAAAAAGGGUUACUGACCUCAAUCGUUUAGGGAUUAAUAGGGGUCAGGAAGUUUGUGGUCAAGUAAUCCCUUAAUUGAUUUUAUGAUGCUGGGGGUCAUAGAAAUCAGUAAAACCAGAAGAUGAGAUCUUCAAUCCUCAUUAGUAAUUAUGUUUUAUAUAGGUCUAAUCGGUCUGUUUCAGGAAAUUAUUGUUUUGAAAAUGAUAUUUGAACUAUACGUACCGGUAUUCAAACUCAAUUGUGAAGUAUCGUGAUGCAUGAUUAUUACAAAGAUUUUAUUUUCCUGUAGGGCCUUAUAGUAAUUUUUUUAAAUGGAGCCUUGCAUGUAAAGAUAACAUCCUUGUAAAUAAGCCAUUUCUUAUUGGUGUAUAAUAUUGUGUGAUUGUUUCAACUUAAUUAGAGUGUGUUGUCAAGUAGUAAACGAGGCCCCCAUAAAUUAUAACCAACCUGUUAAUGAUAUUAACUCUGUGUAUGAUGUCAAUCAUGAUUGAUGAAUGUGUGAGGGAGGGAAAGAUUAUAGCAUAUGAAUCAUUUGUAUAACCUUGUACUAUGGUUUUCAUUUGUUUCCUGAUCCGGCAUACACAUGCGGGCUCUGUGGGCAAUUUCAGAUUGUCUAUUAGACCUCCCUAUUUUGUUCAUCAGAUCUGUUGUGUGGUUUGGUUUGAUGCUUUUACCCCUAUAACCGUGCCACUGGUUAUUUAUAAACAGGGAAGGCGUGAGACAUGAGUCAGCGACAUGCAUAGGCAACAAGCAUGUGUUGACUUUCUCUAGAGGCAUGCGGUCGUUUUGAAAGCCUAGUGUGCGUUAUAGUGUGUAUAUGCAUGGGCCGCCUCCUGUAAGCAAUAAUAUGAAGAUGAGCUACUUGGUGUUCUACCCUGAGAAUAUAUAUCCUUUUCUUGUCGCCUCUUCUCGGACACACCGUGCCGUUCUGCGGCUAGUUUCCUUCCUGGGGCUGGGGAUGGGAAGUGACAAUCACGAUCUAGCCAGUCAAGAGGCUCGAGUCAAAUCAGAUACAAGAAUGGGAUAGGACUCUACUAGAAAGAGAGACAUUCUAGCCAUUUUUGCUAUCCAUAGUGAGCUUGCCUGUUAGCGGCUUUUGCGAACACACUCUGCAAGUGAAACCGUAACCAACUGGUUGGAAUUUAUCCGUGGAGACUUGACAGAGGGACUACUACUCUAUACACACUCACACACAUCCCACAGUCGGUCUGUCCGCAUGGGUUGAUCUUCUGGUUGGAAUAUUAUUAGCCUCGUCUUGGUUUUGGAUUUUGCUGGUGACCUACAUCCUGGUAGUGUGUAUGUAUGGAAUAUACAUGAACCGGCAUCAAUAUUAGAUAGAUAUUGGAUAUAUAUCCAACUGCAAAGAUGAUUUGUUGAAAGAUCUGUGGAACAUCGAUAAUCAGCAAGUACAGAGAGAUUGUGUGACCAGAGAAGUAGAAUGGCUCAACCCCCUCGGCGCGUCAAAUCAGCAACAGAAUCUCGAAGAAGAAACAUGGAAUCUUCUGCAAACGGGAAUUCUGCUAUCAAUGGUGCAGCCUCCGGGAAGGCUGCCACAUCUCCUUAUAGCCAGUCAGUAUCCAGUGUUUCUAAAGGGGGACAUAGUAGUAGUGAGAUUACAAGGCGAGUGUCGCAGAGGGACAAACCCGCAAUUCCUGCGAAACCGUCACCAAGUAAAGUGCCACCUCCAAAAUAUAAUGGCAAAAGUAAUGGAACUUCUAAUACUAUGACUACAUGUCAUAGCAAAACUCAAAGUAGUUUAGCAGGUAGUGAAAAGCGAGAAGGAGAAAACAGGGUAAAUGGUGUAAGCCAGGUUAAAAAGACUAAUGAUGUUAAUGGAGAGGCAAGACCUCCCAGUGGUAAGAGUAGAUACUGUCUUGAGAUUACCUUAGAGAAGAAGGUAUCAACCCCAACAGUUAGGAGAAAGCAGACCGACAGAGAGGUCGCUAACUCAAUAGCUUCAAGCUCAGAAGAGAGCUCACCGUCACAAUCACCUUCCAAGUCGGUACACUUUAAGAGUUCGCGAAGCAAUAGUGCAAGUAGUAUAGACUCUAGGGAUAGGAUGAGGUUUGGAGGCAUACCAGGGAGCGUACCCCGCUAUAUGUGCCCUACCAUCAGUAGUACAGACAAGACCCAACGAACCAAGUCUGCAACAAGUAAAACUGAUUCAGGGAUGAUAGAGGCUAGUAGUGAUACACAACUCAACGGAUCUUCCACUGGCACUCCUGGAGUGGAGCCCAUCAGAAGAGGGCGGGCGAGAAGCGUGGGACCGAUACGCAGGGUACGUUCCAACGAGAUGAUGCCCCCUAAAAGGGAUCUUAGUCCAUCUCCAAAGUCUGGAAAAAUCACUCAGGUUCGCAGCAAAAGUGUAGAGCGAUCUAAGAAUAGCUUUGGUAGCUUUGUGCAGCGGCAGAGAAAGGCUUGGGAAGAGCGAGUGACAACAGUGACCAGAAGAGCCCCACUGAGUAAUGUGGCCGAAAAGAAUGUGAACAGAAGGAGCUUAGAUCCAAACCAUGCUCCAAAGAUCAUGCAAAAGUCGACCAGCGUUACUCAACGUAAGCACAUGCUGUUUGGUAAAGGAGCAAAUGUACAGAAAGUAAAGACCACUAUAGACGGUAACCAAGUGAAUAAACCCACAUCGCCCACCUCACUCCACAACAAGUCCGAUGCUAGCCAACAAGUGCCUAAAACGAAAUCUUCUAGCAAUGACUCUGACUUGCGUACCUCUGCCAAGGCUGAAGUGAAUGGACGAGUUGGAAGCAAAGGAUAUGCUCAGGGUGAUAGUGUAGCUAGCUCUGAUCAAAAGAGAACUUCCAUUGUGGAUAACCCACCUGAUAAACCAUCCGUCUUGCAGGAGAUUGCUCCUGUACCAAGCAGCAAACCGAACGCUCCAAACAGUCUACCAGUCAAACCUGUUUAUCAAAACACAGAUCUAAGCCACAGGGUAUCAACAGCAAAAGAAAACAAGAUUGGAAUGCUUGUAACUGAUUUAGAUGCACUGGAUGUGAAUGGUGCAGAUGAAAUGGACAAUGGCAAGAGCCACUUGUUUAUUGAUGAGGGUAACCUGGGAAUCAAACCCGAGUGUCUCAGAUUCAAGCCUCAAUCAAGCGAUACCCAAGAAGAGUACAGUGAAAUCCUGGGACUCACUGAUCCCAAGGAAAUUAACAAACUCAAUAGCGAGACACUACAUAGUCUAAAAAAAGUGGAUAAAACAUUUCUGGAGGUUGAGAAAAAGAAAGACACUGUGGUGGAUAAAGUGAAAGAGCAAGAAAAGGCAGGAAUCUGUAACGGAGAGGAUGUAGGUGAAAAGGACGGACAUUAUUUCCUGAAGGUUGUCAACGUAGAGCAGUCCAGGAUAGAAUCACUCUGUAGGAAAGUGGAACAUGACCUUGAGAGUGACAUGUCUGAUGAAGCGGGUGGAAUAUGCCGAGCAUUCCUGGGGAAAGCCAACCUCUUGACCAGCAAGAAGUUCAAGCAGUUCAGAGGCUUAUGUGAAGAGAAUAUUACACCAUCUGAUGAGCCAGGGAAGACGACCUUGGCAUCUGACCUAGCAGGCUUCUGGGACAUGGUCAUGAUACAGGUAGAUGAAAUGAACUCCAAGUUCAUCGACAUCGAGACGCUCAAAGACAACAACUGGAAGGUGACUGCUGCCGUAGUGACAAAGCCGACACCCCGCAAGACCCCAGCUAAGCGAGGCUAUGGUCGCCAGGUGAGCCGGGACAAGGAUGACAAGGCCGCGCAGGGUGCGAAAGACUCCAACAAGAAGGACGAGAAGGAGAGCCGAGCAGCCAAGAUGAGGGCAGCGAGGGAGGAAGCUCGGAAACGACUGAUCGCUGCCAAGAAGCAGGCAGCAAGGCAGAGGAUCCGAUCCAACAGCAGCGAGUCGGAGGUGGAGAUCUUCACGGCUAGUGGACAGCAACAGUCAUGAGUUUGAAAUGAUGGGAUGGAUAGAAAGAUCUCUCGUUCCGUCAAUGGUGUAUCAAUACAUCAACUAUUUUUUUUUUUACCCAGGUCUAAUCUCGCUUUCUUGAAAACAUCCAAGAUCAGACUUCCAUCCACGCUGUUCAUCAGAUGUAAUGCCCUUUUGUAAAAAUAUUUAAAUUCUUUAACAACAUUUCAUAAUGUCUAUGGAUAAAGCAUUCUGAUGAUUCUGUAUUAAAGUAAUAAGAUACAAUUAAAUAAUACAUGUAUGUUCAAUUUGAGUCCAGUGAAUGUACAUAAAAGUGUGUUUUAGUGGGGUCCAUGUUCUUAAUACAGUAAUCAUCCAAUGCCAAGAACUUGCCAGUUCAGGAAUAGAUGAAUUAUUUCUGAUAGGAAAUCAUUUUCCCUAGUUGAGAUAUAUAUGUAGUCCAGAGGAAGGCUAUGACAUUGUGAUAGAAAUCCUAAAUUUUGACUAAAUAGCACAGGAGGAAAACCUUUCAUGAAGAUCACCAAAAGUAAGCUUCAUUGAAGAAAAUAAAAAUGACAAGGAUAAGGUUUCCCAUAAUACAAGAAUAAGCAUCAUCAAGUGGUUUAUGUUUAGCAUCGGCGUCAUUGACCAGAAAAUGACAACUCCACUUCCAUGAUGCUACGUGUAGGAGAGGAAGGAAAUAUGCUUUGAAUCAUACGUCCUCUUCAUGUAAAAAACGUAGCUCAAUGUCAAGAUUAGGGAAGAAGAACAGACAUGUCACUCUUUGAGUCAGCCCUUCCGAUACAAUGACGUAAAUCUGAGAAGACAUAAACAGAGCUCAAUUCCUGCUUGUAAUAGCAAAGCUUCUUCUUGUGAUUUCGGAGUGACAUUUUUUUUCUUCAAGGCUCAUAUAAUUUAAAAGUGAAAGUGAUGAUGAGCAGUAUAGAUUUGAAGGUUUUCAUCCCUAAGUAUACCUGAAUUCAUUGUCAACUUCCCAGAAAUCUUUUCCAUCAACCAGAAAUCUUUUCCUUUGACCAAAGCAGUAGAAAAGCACAUGUGAACUUAUAAUCAGACUUUAAAUAAUAUCCUUGUUUAUAGUCAAUUUUAUAACAAUUUGUGAGCUAAUAUUUUCAAAAAUGGAUUGUGUUAAACUAACGUUAAGAGUGAUUCCUUUUCACAAAUAAAACUGCUGAUGUCAUAAUGCUUCAUUCCUGUCGCUUCCCUUGCUACAAUUCUUCCUUCCAUUUUUUCUACUUGAAGAACUGUUUCUUAGUGUUUACUUGCAUAAACAGGGAAAUGACUUUCGAUAGAAUCAGAGAGAAUUGAAAUAUAUGUAUAGAAACAUUUUCCAAGAUAAAUAUUCUGGCAGAUUAGAAAAUAUGGGAGAAAUGCUCAUCAAAGAUCAUUACUACAUUUAUUGAUGCAGCUAAAUACAUUUAUGACUGAAUUAAGACAUCCAACUGUUUCCGGAAAUGAAAAUUCAAAUGAAUGAAAUCGCAAUAAAAUCAAAACAAUGAUAACAACAACAACAACAACAAGUUGUGGUACUUUGUUUUGGACAUAAAUUCACCACUAGAUAGAUAUCAUAAUAAAGCUGCUAAGCAGCUAUAUCCAACAGAGGAUGUUGUUUUUGUCUAGAAUGACAUAUGUACAUCUUUGUAAAAAGAUUUAAGGAAGUUGCCUCGCUGGUCACCAACCUUUAAAACAAAAAUAGCUAUCUCUAUCAGCUACAAUUCCAAACAUCCGUUCUAAAGGGACCUCUUCUUAUUUCACUUCCUGUCAAUUAUCAAAUAAACCUUGAAGUAGAUAAGUUGAGUUGGACCAUAUCGCCUUUACUCUGAGAUAUAUAUGAAUUGUUUUGAUUAUAUCACAAUCCUGUUUCAGUUUUGCUUACAAGAUAUCUCCAUUCUGUACAAGAGCCAGUCAUUAGAUAAUAGAAUAUCUUUGGAUUUAGGACAAAGGAAACAUUCCUAAUUUUGUUUCUUAGGAGCCAGAAGGGCAUAACUAUGUGUUGAAUGUUCCUACUUUUAAAUCGCCCUUCUGCUUCUGAGCAGGCGAUUACAUCAAGUGAACACUACUUGCUUCAAAUGUGAAAGAUUUGUAACCUGUGACAAAUGCAUGCAUAAAGUGCAUGGCUUUCUUGUGCCUUAUGUUGGAGUUUAAAACAUGUGAUGCUGCACUCCUGUGCCAACUAGCAAAUUAAGCAUACCUAAUGAGUGCAGGCUUUGGGAACUAGCCAAAUGUUCUUAUUGCUCAUGUAAUAAUGUAGGUACGCUCUGUUACUCAUUGUAGUAGAGAGUGCCAAAGUAUUACCCCUGCAACAAGCAUGGGUCAUCUAAAGCAUCUAAUGUCAUCAAAACUUGCAAGGUCUCCCUAUGCCGCGAGACAUUGUGAUAAUUGACAGUCGCAACAUUUAUGAGAGGGAUAAUUUAACAGGAAGAAUUUCCCUAGAAGUAUGGUCAGAAACUUUGCUCUGUCAAUUGUGAAAUGAUUAACUUCCAUGAUCUUCUAAUGUGUAAUUUGGUAUUUUAUUGUUACAAAAUCAAGAGAAGCCAGUGCUUCAUUUUCUUUAAAAAAGUUAUGUAUUUUGAUACAAUCGAAGUAAGAUUUAGUAGUCAGUAAGUGGAGUCAGUAAAUAAUGUACUCAUUAUUUAUAAAUGUACGACCAAAUACAAGCUAAAAACAGUAAUAUGUAGCACUGUCAUCCGUUACCUCACACUUUACUAACCACUCCAAGUUUUGAAUGACCAUCUUUGUUGUAAUACAAUACUUUGGCCAUCAUGGGCAACUCUCAAAUGUGACAUUUUGUGAAGUGGUUGCCUUGACUACCGACCAACAAUGCUGGCAUUCCUUAGAUGACUACUUCAAGUAGGUCAAAUACCUUGUUGACCUAGCUCUUUUGCAUCAAAUAUUCAAAGGAAUGUUGCAGUGUUUCCUGAACAUGAUCAUUCAACUUGAUAUUUGCAUGGAAUGUGACUUUCUUUGUAUGUAGAGGUUGCUAUUGACAUAAUCAUUAAAAAUUAGGAUGGAAAGAAUUGUGAUCUUUAGGAAUAUGUUUUCAAUUUAUUGUAAGUCACUUUAUAAAUGCUCCGACAGUAUUAACCACUUCUUGUGAAGUGUUUUGAUAUGGUGCAUGAGUUUGAAAAAAUAAUCCAUGGUUGAUAUUGUAAUAAAACCAAGCAGCAUUCAAAUGUUGUGCUUGUUUGAGGGACAUUUCAUCACAUACAUAUUUAAUUAACAUAGCUUUGGCCUGCUACUAUCAUACAUAGAAUAUGCUGACCUUGCAUGAACAACAUAGGUUUAGAAUAAACAGGUGUCCUUGUGAUAAAGGCAAAAGCAAUGUUUAUUUUGCUCUCCCUCUUUUAGGGGCGUUGGUCUAAUUAAGGCUGAAAUGGGGUAGGAUGUUAUUUCUUUAGAGGGUAUGAUUGUAGACAAUUCAUUGGCAUAAACAUGCAGUCAUGCAUAAUGAUGAUCUGUAUUUGUUUGAAGAUUGAGUGGGGUAAACAAGGAUUAGCAUCUUGCUGUACCAGAUUAUACAGUUCUGAUGAGAAUAUUCAGAAUAAAUAGUCUGUAGCUAAUGUUUCGAGGACACCAGACACUAAAUGUGGGCUGCAUUGGCAAUGACCAUAUGUGCACAGUUUGUAAGCUUUGUGCAAAGGAGGCCUGAAAAAGGGUUGAUGAUUUAAUGGAAAUGAGAGGCCAUGACAAUUAUUAUUAUAUCCAAAUUUAUAGAAUCAAUUGUGGAUUUGGAAAGGGGCACAAAUGUCUCACCCCUUCCCCUUUUUGAAUCUAAAUGGGCAGGCCUUAACUUCACAACAACAAAUGUAAUGUUCUGAAUUGUGCCCCCCCCCCUUCACCCUUGUCAAAAUCCUAGAUCAGUCCAAUUAGACUUACUGAAGAUAUAUUUGAGUAAUCCUUAAAUGUUGAUCAUAACAUGACCUUCACUGUUUUUCAUUAUCUUUGUCUGUCAUAUUUAAUCUUUGUAUGUCACUCAUGAAAGUUAUAAUGUAGCAAAUGUUUGUAAGAUACUGUGUCUACGCUUUUAAUGUACAUGAUGUAAUGUAAAGCUAAAUUAUAUUGAUGUAAAUCUUGUAACAUAAUCAACUGCACAUUUGUACCUAUACAGACACUUGUACUCACAUACCAACAAUCACAAAUAUAUUUUAUUUAUAUCGGCAAAGAAUAUAAUUUUGUAUAAGCAGAUAUGGUGCAUCUAUAUCAUUUUUUGCCAAGGGACAGAGUUAUAUAUGUAGUUUUGCAUGUCUUAUUUAUUAUUGCAAACUAUACCAUACCUAUAGAGUACAAUUAUAUCUUUUUUAUUGCUUGAUGAAUAAUGCAACUCUGGAUAAAUCAAACACUUGAGAAAUGAAUAGGGCUGCGUACAUGUAUCGUCUAGUAACUAAUGAGAAUAUAUAUAUCUAUAUAUCUAUAUAUGUAUGUAUGUUUGGUAUUGUCACAUUGGUGUAAUGGCUUUUACAUGUUCUUGUUGCUGUCUUUGAAUUUAGUAACUGAAUCGAUGUAUCGCUGUCAGGAACAUAGUAAAAAUGUCUGUUCUAUUUAAAGGUAUUGGUUAACAUGGCAAUAUUGGCAUCCCAUAUCUUAUCUGGUGAGCCAUUAUUUUUAUUUUCUAACAUAUCUGAGGAAAUAAACAAAUUAACAAAAUUUAAAGAACACGGAGCAUAUCUGCCAUUAUAGAUCAAUUCCAACAUUUAAGAUUAACACAUCUUCUCUUCAUAGACAGGGGGGGCUAACGAUGUGUAAAAGUAAAAUGAAUGCCCUUCUGGCAUUUUAGCCAUUGAUUGUGAUUAUCUUCUUGGUAAAGACUUUGGAAAACAUUAAUCUGUCUAAUCAUUCUGAAACAUCCAGGAUUUGAAAUCUGGAGAUGGUUGUUGGUUAACCGGUGCCUUUUUAGUAGAUGCUUACCGUUUCUUUGCACCAUUUUCUAAACCUUGUAGAGAAUUAUCCAUAUAACAUUAUAUGUAAGUGCUUUGUAGAAAGGAAGAUAUUUGUAAAAUGUAUGUUUGUAACCUACAAGUAAUAUACUCUUGCCAGAAUUUCCCCAUCACAUUCAUGCACUAAUACUGGGCAUGGAUUGAUUUUUUGGUAUAAAUAAUGUCAACUUUUAAAGAAGUACGGUAUGUGUUUAUUAUAGACAUUUUAUACUUUUUUCAUUCAUAUGGCUUUUGUAAGUUGCCACUGUUUAGUGAAAGUGGGAAGGAAAAAAGAUAGGCUGAAUACAUUUUUCUUUUAAGACAAUAUACACAUUCUACUUUCAUUGUACAUUUUGACAGAAACAGUAAAUUGCCUUUGGUAACAUAUCAAAGACGGUAUGAAGAAAGAAAGAAUAUCAUAUAUGAAAACUCUAGUAAUGACGCUAAAGAUAUAAUGCAGAUUUAUCCCAGAUUAUUCCAGUUUGUUUGGGUAGAUGUUGUAGUCUUCUGUGACACAGAAUCAGCCCAUUGGAUUAUAUGUGAAAUUAUAGGCAUUGUGUUGGGCUGCAGCUCAUAGAAGUGUUAGGUUUUGAAGCUUUACUGCUUGCUCUUAAAAUCAAUCAUUUUGAGCUUCAUUUACUCCUCAGACUUGCCCUCUGUGUGUCUCUGACAUUGAUGAAGUACUUCAUUCUUUAAUCCAUAGAGCCCCCCAAAAAACUCUCACACUUAAAUAAAUCAUCUGUUCAGAGCCAGAUGAAAUCUUUGACCCCCCCCCCCUUUUCAUUUCUUUCACAAAACUUCUCAGCAUUUCUUUGUUGUUAACAAUGACCUUUUAAAUUGCAAUAACAGUUUGAAAGUUUGGAAUCAAAGGCACAAAUUUUGCCCCUAGCUAAGAUUGGUUUUAUGUUAUAUUUAUGUCUGCUGUUUCUUUUAUGUUUUUAUCAGACUGAAAUUUUGCAGAUUAAUAACCCCAGAUGUAUACCUAUGUCAAUCUUAUAUGGUGUAGAGGUUUGUUUUUAUGGCUAAGGACAUGUAUGCUGUGCUUAUAUUUGUUUUGUUAUGAUUGCCUUUUUUUAUUACUGAGGUGUUGUAAAAAUACAACCAUUUAACACUAAUGAUUUGCAGUAGCUAUAAAGUAUUUUAUUGUUCAGUUAUUCUGUUUCAACUUCUUCCUCAUUCUAUGGUUCAUACAUGAAGUUUCAUGUUUUUUAAUUAUCGUAAUGCUAAAGUAAAAUCUACAUGUCAUAUUUCUAUAUUCAAUCAUUAACAGGCUUGAAGAUAUGAAUUAUCCAUACACAUUUCUGCUUUAUAAAGGACCCUAUAUGGUAGUGGUUUCAUUUAAUAAUCUACCAAUUUAUUUUCCAAUUGAAAGAUGCUUGCACUUUCUGCUUGAAUGUGGCAGUUUCAAUUGCAAUUCAUAACUUAAAGGUAUUACUCGGUGCUUGGUUAAGGUUGAAAUUAGGUGGAAAAUUAAUUGUCGAAGUGGUACAAGACCAAUUCAAUUGAAAUUUUCUUUCUUCGAAAAGCAUUGAAAGAUACGUGAGGACCAAAGAGACAUGGUUUUCUGAUUUAAAUCAUUUUGAGCAUUUGUUUCUUAGGAAUUCCCUAUUCUUUUUUAGAUUGAUCUUAUAGGCAGACCUUCUUCUAGGUUUUUAUGAACAAUUACAUCCACUAAUUAUUUAGUAUCAAGCUAACCAGUCAUAUUGCAGGAUUUUUGUCAUGUUCCAAACACAUUAGAAAAAGUAAGUAAUUUAAAAUAAGAAUUCAUUGUCAAAUGUGAUAUCUCAAUAAUGCAGGCAUUCCAAACAAAAAAUAUAAUGUUUGUGUGCUGACCUCGUCUACAUCUAUAUGUAUUUGAAACUUUUCUAUCCCUUUAUCUUUAUCCAACACUGUGUAUCAUUGCUAACCAAUGACACAUUCCAAUUUGACAGUCUUGUAUCAACAUAACUUUUCUUUCAGUUUGUUCAUUUCAUAUUUUGAGAGACAGAAGGGUGUACUUGACUAAAUGCCCCUUCUGGUUCCAAAGAGAUGAUCAGAAGCAUUGUAUUAUUGUUAAACAUACCCCUUUUUAUUCAGCUAAUGUUUUGUCUGCAGUGUGUACAGUUCAUAUGACCUUCCGUCAGAGUAAUUGUUCAAUGUACUUGGUUGGCUUUGUCAUUCCAUAGGGUUAAGUUAUAUGAGAAUUAUUAUAACAAGUUUGAAAUCCCCAAACAUGCUCACCAUGCAUAGAUCAACCUUGCAUCAAUGCUGGUAUUUGAAUGAUUUUAAUUUAAAGUAAAGGCUUCUAGUCACUAGUAAUUAUUGUCAGUGAUGUCUACGGUAGUGGUAAUAGUGCUUGUCCUAAAGAUGUGCUUGACCAUAUAUGAUACUUGUGGGCAAGUAUUUAUGGAGCGCUCUGUUCUAGAUUUGAUGGUUAUAUCGUGGUUUUGAAAACCACUCAUUCGUCUGCACGCACGCUUGUGUAUAGAGUCUAUUGGGUAGGGAAAAGGAGACUAAUGUGCUUCUGUACAGAUUGAAUGGUGGUUUCCUACAUCAGGAUAAUGCCAAUUUGAUGCCCUUAAGUUUUCUUUCAGCAUUUUUUGGCUUUCAUUUGAGUAUUAAUUCCAGACAUGUUCUUUUUUAUGUAUGAGGUAAUAGAACAAAUUUUUUUAAUGAACAAAUAUGAAUUUGCUUUUAUGGUUCUACCAGAGGACUUGUUGAAUUGGUGUGUACAGUAGAAGAUCUGAUAAUAUAUUUUUGACAUAAAUCUGUAUUCUAGACUUGAUAAGUUUAGGCUACUGAUUGAUCUAAUAGGUUUCAAAACAUCGACAUAGAUAGAUAUAUUCUGAAAAUAUCAUAAUAUCUACAUGUAAUAUUACACUUUCCUGGAAAUCAAUUUGAAAGACUAUUGGGACUUUCUUCUAAAAGACAUCUUGAAAUUGUAUUUGAUGUUUUUUAAUGGUAUGACUAAUGUCUAAAAUUUAUGUAACAGAGGAGAGGAAAGAUUAUAAAGCACUUUUAAAGAAUGUAUUUAUACUACAUUUAAUUUUUGUACUGGUAGGUUGGUUUGACAAUCAAAAUGCUCGGUAGUUUGAGUAAACUUGGAUGUGAAAAUGAGAUUAAUGUACAAAUGCAUGCAGAGAAUGUCAUGAUGGAAAAGGAUUAAAAUAUUUGUAUAGUAAGACUGAUGAAAGAAAAAGUUAUGUAGAAUAGAAAAGUUGAUCAUUUGCAUGGCAGAAGAUGAUACAAGUCUAAACAAACAUUUGUUGUUCAUAUUUUCCACUGUUCAUCUCUAAAGGGAGAGAGAUUUGAAAAUGAUAUCGGUCUAUGGGAUAUUAUUUUUGUAGCUCUGCUGUUGUAGGCUGGUGAUGUUAUGUAUUUGUAAAGUAAAAUUGUAAAAACUUUAAAUGAACAUAAAAAAUAAAGAUGAAUAUGCUAAUUAAUGCUAAACAUA